Nematostella vectensis (starlet sea anemone) is the source of this 468-nucleotide messenger RNA. Its product is annotated as EF-hand calcium-binding domain-containing protein 11. The record is from RefSeq and is a predicted model, not a curated record. Gene Ontology annotation, molecular function: calcium ion binding. The transcript has a single exon. Bases 1 to 468 code for a protein of 155 amino acids. Gene Ontology annotation, cellular component: cytoplasm. Lineage: Eukaryota; Metazoa; Cnidaria; Anthozoa; Actiniaria; Edwardsiidae.
AUGCAAAGAAGAAUUAGCCAGGAACAAAAAACAAACAUAUUGCAAGCUUUCCAAUUAGCUGAUAAAACCAGCAAAGGUUAUCUAGACAAGCAUGAUCUCAAAGUAGCAUUUGUCUACUUGUUUGGGUACAAACCUUCAAGCUAUGAAGUCCAGGAACUUAUGAACAAAUCAAAUGAUGAUACAAGUUCUGGGAUGACCAUAGACACUUUUCUGAGAAUUGCUUCUACUAAGACACUUGCACAAGAUCCAGAUGAUCAUAUCAGGCAGGUUUUCCAAGCUUUUGAUAUGGAAUGUAGGGGUUUCAUCACCCUGGAUAAUGCCAAGAGAGUCUUUUCACAAGUAGCACCUUUUGUUAGUGCCAAAAAUGUGGAGAAUGUUUUCAGAGAGAUUGAUGGUGAUGGUGAUGGUAGAGUUAGCUACAAAGACUUUGAGUUUAUGAUGAAGUAUGCAGUGAGUGAUGACUUGUAA